This is a messenger RNA of Nilaparvata lugens (brown planthopper), 3264 nucleotides long. RefSeq names its product probable elongation factor 1-gamma. The transcript has a single exon. Gene Ontology annotation, molecular function: translation elongation factor activity. Bases 1 to 1161 code for a protein of 386 amino acids. The record is from RefSeq and is a predicted model, not a curated record. Gene Ontology annotation, cellular component: cytoplasm; nucleus. Lineage: Eukaryota; Metazoa; Arthropoda; Insecta; Hemiptera; Delphacidae. Gene Ontology annotation, biological process: translational elongation.
AUGGUGUUUUUACAGAGUGGACUCAGCAGCGGACUGAAAGCGACCGAUUGGCUGGCGCCAGUGGGGCCGAUAAUCGGCGGCCGAGGGGGCGGCAAGGCCGAGCAAGGACAGGCGUCCGGCCCCCAGGUGCAGCGCUGCCAAGAGGCCCUGGAAGCGGCGCAAGCACUCGCCUCCACCAAACUAGGUAAGAUCACGACACUGGAGCAUCCGCACACCGGCCAGACCAGUCACAAUGUUGCCUCUUGGCUGCUCAAGAUCAGGUUGGCAGCGCAUUUCUCUAAGCAAACGUUAAAUUACCGCACGGGGCCAGCGUUAGUGUUGUACUGUGCUGAUUUGUGUCUAGAUACUCCAGAGGAGAUUGUGUGGCAGGUGUCUAGUGAACAGUUGAGAGGUGAGGAGGGUGAAGUGAGAAAGUGGAUGGGUUACAAUGCAACAGAUGAGCAGAGUUUGAAGGAGUUGAACGACUUGUUAACAGAGCGUACGUUCCUAGUGGGCGACCGAUUAACACUAGCCGAUGUGAUAGUGUGGGCCACAGUGUUGCCCAUAUUGGGAGUGAUGACUCGUAUCGAGCGCCUGCAACUGCGCAGUUUGAACCGAUGGUUUGUGACGAUGCUGAACCAGGACGGGGUGCGAUGUGACCCGGUGCCUGCUGCACUCUGUUGGGAAGGAGUCGACCUAGCCCAACACAAACCGUUCUCUUUAGUGGAGUUCAAAGAGGCGUAUUCGGGUGCCGACCCGUGUCUGGCUGUUGAUCUGCUGUGGCGCACAUUUGAUCCACGCGACGACUCGUUCUCGUUGUGGUUUUGUCAGCACAAGCAUCCUGAAGAGCUGCCGCGGGAGCCGUUCAAGAACUGCAAUCUGAUUACUGGCAUGUACCAGAGGUUGGAGCGAUUGAAGAAGCACGCUUUUGCAGCGGUGGGACUGUUUGUUGGCGACGAUGACACAAAUCGGCAGAUAUCGGGCGUGUGGCUGUGGCGUGGCAAUCGACUGGUGUUCACCUACCGAACCGCAUGGCAGUGUGACUACGACUUGUACGAUUGGACUUGCCUGGAUCCCACUGACAGUGCCAAUCGCGCCCUCAUCACCAGCUACCUCUGCGGAAGCGAAUCUCUUCAAGACCAGUGCGGUCGUCGCCUUGCUCAUCUCAGGAUCUUUUCUUAGAUCAAUUCACUGUCCUGGGCCCCUCGAAACAUGAGAAUGGUGUCAUUCUGUUGCACAGUUUUUACUAGAAAUAGUACAAUAAGAAGCUGAAUCCCUAUGCAAACUUCUCAAAAACAAAAACGACGUACGUCAAAAUCUAAAAUGUUUUUUUCGCUUGUAAUUUUGAUUGCCGUUCAAGAUGUGGAUGGUUGCCACACGCAACUCUUCCAGUCUGCUCCGGAAUGAAAUGAAAUGGAAAAAUAACUCUUUAUUUGGCGGACUUAACUUAUUUGGCGGACAAAUAAAGAGUUAUUUUUCCAUUUCAUUCCGGAGCAGACUGGAAGAGUUGCGUGUGGCAACCAUCCACAUCUUGAACAGCAAUCAAAAUUACAAGCAAUUAAAAGAAACAUUUUAGUGGUAUAAUACCACUCAAUCUCAAAUUGUUGGCAACAAAAUGAGCAAAAAGACGGAAUAGGCUUUUCCAACUGAAAGCUGGAAGAUAGUUCUCGCGACAAUGGAAACGUCAUAUGCUUAUCUGGAAAUAGCACCUAUAGCAAUAGUAUGCUGACUUCAUCAACAGCACGAUCUCCAUUGUUUAGUGAAACACCAGGCGAUCAUUGAACCGUUUUUCUGAACUUCACUCGGAGGUGAAUAAAUCGCCUGUAGAUGGAAGAGGAGAUAUCACGUGUGGUAUCCACUUUUUCCUCUUGCAGCAAACAUGACUGUAAAGAACAAACAUGACUGUACAGAACUAACAUGACUGCAAUACAUUUUCAAUUAAUUUUAUUUGAAUCGCAUUUAACCCAAGUCUCGGGGCUUGGAAGGAUUGCCUUGAAUUCUUUACAUUGCAGGCACAGUUCUCCAUCAAUCACACUUUUCAAUUUUCCGGUGAAAUGAAAUUAAAAGAAUGGCUCAUGAAAAUUUUAGUUCAUCAUGGAUUUUCUCUUUGUACUGCUUCUAACGAACUAAGUGAUACUUAUCUUACGUUUGGAUAACCUAGGGGGGGGGGCAACUGGAAUGCAUUCACCUCCGAACUAUUUAUCAACACUAACAACUAUCAUCCAAAUCGGUGCUUUCUUUGUAAUUAUUUGUGACUAGUAGUUUUGUAGUAGAUUGUUCAGGACAUUUUUGCAAAAAUCAAGGAUCUCAUUUUCUAGUCCCCAGUCCUUUCACUGACGGUCGAUACAUAGCCAGUCCCCAGUCUUUUCACUGACGGUCGAUACAUAGCCGACAUUUUAUAAUUUGAGAGUGUAAAUAUUAAGGAAAUCCAUCAACAGCAAAUUGUAAGCCUUGUUUCCAUUACAAUUAACCAACACCAGAAUUUUGUGAUUCCACAAGAUAUUUGUAAAGGAAAUUUGGCUUCAUUCUUACAUUCUGGGUACCCCGAAAUUUCAAAACCCCUCUUGGGAGCAAUAAUAAUCAUAGUCAUUUGAGAGGGGUAUAAAUCACUAUUGCUCAUAAUUAUCCUUGACUUUUUUCAUUCAGGUUUUUCAUAUUUCUCUUCAUUUUUUGACUUCCCAUGAAGCAAUAUUAUAUUAAAUAACAAGUGUAAAAAUUUGUUGAAUUAUGAUACAACAUAUUAAUUCCUCUACAUAGAAUUGCUUUGAUUGAAAUAAUUAUUUAAAUUUCAUGUAAAUGUUUACAAUGACAUAGCAUAAUGUUUGAAUCUUAAGAUUUGUUCAUCGUAAUAAUAUGAUUGUUCAUCAUCAUCAUCAUCAUCAUCAUCAUCAAUAUUAAAAUAAAACUUGUAUUUAUGUAUUUUUAGCAAAUACAGACUGGAAUUGCUAGUUUAUAAGUUUUUGACUCCUUUGUUUUUGUGUUGAAUUGGAAAAAUGUCUAUUGGUAGAGGUAGGGAUGAACUUUCUUGUAUACUGUUGAAUUCUAUGUGAUAUAUUCUGGCCAAUAUCCAUUGGAAUCUUAAUCAUGUGAUCUCUGACUACUAGACUUUCUUCAUGUGAUAUUAAACGACUAGUUGAAUUGAUAAUUCCUAGUACAAUGGUUGAGUUUAAAGCCACUGAUCAAUUCCAUCGGGUUUUUCGUUCAGUAAAAAACCUGAUCACAGAUUAGUGAUCACAGAAUGGAAACUCGGCUAGUAUCCUGACGCCAAAAUCCGCCAUUUUGAAA